AUGGAUGAUAAUACAGUGCUUGAAAAGAGAGGCUAUAUCAUGGGUGUCACUCUGGGGGAAGGUGCCUACGGCAAAGUGAAAGCUGGCUACUCUGAUAAACUGGAAGGCAACGUGGCAAUAAAGAUUAUCGACAAGAAGAAAACUCCUCGUGAUUUCCUGGAAAAAUUUCUCCCCAGGGAGAUAGAUGCUUUGAAACGUAUGAACCACCCAUCAAUAGUCAAAACCUACGAGAUAUUCGAGACAAAGGCUGGCAAAGUGUACAUCAUAAUGGAGCUGGGGGAAAAGGGAGACCUUCUGGACUACCUCAAGAGCAAUGGAAUGAUGAAAGAGGACGUCGCACGGAAGAAGUUUCAUCAGUUGGCUUCCACCAUCAAAUACUGCCAUGACAUGGAUCUUGCUCACAGGGACCUGAAAUGUGAGAACAUCCUUCUCGAUAAAGACCUCAACAUCAAGCUGUCAGACUUUGGCUUUUCCAAACCCUUAGAUCGAGAUGAAAAUGGGAAAAUUACUCUCAGCAAAACCUUCUGUGGGUCUGCUGCAUAUGCAGCCCCUGAAGUGCUACAGGGCAUUCCUUUCAACCCCAAGAUUUGUGAUAUAUGGAGCUUGGGGGUCAUCCUAUAUAUAAUGGUCUGUGCAUUAAUGCCAUUUGAUGAUUCUAACAUCAGAAAAAUGGUCGGCAUUCAGAAACAACAUAGGAUUCGCUUCCCCAAGUCCAGACACCUGACUGCGGCGUGCAGAGAUCUCAUUUACCGCAUGCUCGAGCCCAGUGUAUCUCGGAGGUUGCGCAUAGAUGCGGUUUUAAGACAUCCAUGGUUGCAGAUGGUAGAAGCUCAGAUUCCUCCACAUCUGCAAGCUGCAGAAGAGGGUGAGUGUUCCCAGAAUCUGCAUGAGGAAAAAUCUGAGCACAAACAGCAAACAGGCUCAUCGUCUACGGAUGGCCACCCAAAGAAGGAGGAUUCCUCUGCCCUGGAGACAGUCUUGGGAAUUGUGAAUGCUGCCAGCAUUAAGCCCACUGAAGAGGCAGAUGAAGCAAGUACUUCGACAGAUGUCAGAGGAAGAGCAACUACUGGAGAAUUUGACCAUUAA
This is a messenger RNA of Rhea pennata, 1086 nucleotides long. RefSeq names its product testis-specific serine/threonine-protein kinase 1-like. The transcript has a single exon. Gene Ontology annotation, cellular component: cytoplasm. Gene Ontology annotation, molecular function: ATP binding; protein serine/threonine kinase activity. Gene Ontology annotation, biological process: protein phosphorylation; intracellular signal transduction. The record is from RefSeq and is a predicted model, not a curated record. Lineage: Eukaryota; Metazoa; Chordata; Aves; Rheiformes; Rheidae. The coding region runs from base 1 to 1086 and encodes 361 amino acids.